AUGAAUUAAUCAAAAUAUAUAAAUGAAAAUCUCACUUCUAAACAAAAAUUUAUCAAAGACUUUCUAAUAGGAUCUCUAAGCUAUUUUACGACAAUCCUAAUCUGCACUCCAUUACAACGUUAUCAAAUGUUAAUCAUCCAACAAUAAAGAAAUCCUUUCAAAAGUCAUCAUAAAACACUGAUCCAAAUUUUAUAUGAACGUACUGAAGUAUGAUCAAUGUAUUGAUCCAAAGGGCAUCAAUCAUCUCUGGAGAAGCCAUCCUGAUGAUCUUAGAUAUAUAUUAUCUCAUGGAUUAUUGUUUGCCAUCAAUGACACAUACAAAAAACUUAUUAAUUCUUAUUUUCAAGAUGAGAAACAUUCUAAAAAUGCUUUCAUAGCAGGAGCCUUUGCUGGGAUUACUCAUUUAUUUUUAAAUUAUCCUUUUUUAGUAGCAAGAUUAAAAUUAAAAGAUCCUGAAUAUAAAAAGAUUUCUCUUAUUGAAAACACUUUUAUAUCUCAAUUCAUAAGAAUUAUAAAAACUGAAGGAAUUCUUACAUUAUAUCGAGGUUUUCCUAUUGCCUUAUUGAGCACUGCAAUUUAUAGAUCAAUAUAUUUUGGAGGAUAUAAUCAUUUCCAAAAAUAUUUAUAAGUGAUUCCAUUCUUUAAUAAUAUUAUUACUAAAAUAGCAUUAUCAUUUAUAAUAACUACUAUAGCAGAAAUAGUUUCAUAUCCAUUUGAAUAAUUAACUCCAAAGAAAUGUAUAUUGAUUCUCUAAAAUAGCAAGAACAUAUUAUAAUGAUAUGACAGAAAUUAUUGGAAAAUAUAGAACAAUGAGAGGUUGUUUAGCAAUUGUAUUUUAUGGAGAGUUAUUUUCUAUUUAUGAUAAAGUGAUGACAUCAUUUAUAUUGGAUAGAGAUGAAUUAAAUUUAUGA
Messenger RNA from Paramecium pentaurelia, 911 nucleotides. Lineage: Eukaryota; Ciliophora; Oligohymenophorea; Peniculida; Parameciidae. The record is from the annotation of a GenBank genome assembly.